Messenger RNA from Darwinula stevensoni, 1125 nucleotides. The record is from the annotation of a GenBank genome assembly. Lineage: Eukaryota; Metazoa; Arthropoda; Ostracoda; Podocopida; Darwinulidae.
AUGAAUCCUUCGGGAUCCCCUGGCGUGCGAAUGAAUUUUCUUGUGAUUCCAGAUGGGUCCGUCGGAAGCGAGGCGGAGGAUCCCUCCCUCUCUCCCCCUUCUGAGGAUGCAUUACACGCCAUGCACGUCGAAAGAGAUUUGUCUACCAUUUGUCUAGACGAAAGGAGUCCUCACCGUGAAGAAUGUCACGGAGUGAAGUCCGAAGUUUCUCAGAUCCCCGCCAAGCAGAAGCUUCAGCGUUUAAGCAGGAGCGGACAACAUGCCGAAGAUGGUGAAACCAAAAUCGAAGAAACAGAAGUGAUGAUACCUUGCGAGAUCUGUUCUCGGCCCAUCCCGAUCCACAAACUCGACUUUCACCAGAUGGAGUGUCAGGCUGGCUAUUUCUUGGAAACUGUAGAUGGUGAAGGGCUUUCCAGUCCUUUACGAAACAUUUCCAUCCCCCUUUCGCCCAAUCAAGAUGUGAAAUCAAAGACACAGGUAAAUACGUUGACUGUUCUGCAUGAGGUGGAAGAAGACGAGUCGUAUGACACUGCUGAAGAAGAGUCGAGGGAGGACCCCAUCCAAGCAGCGACUGUCAACCACGGUCAGAGGCACGAAGAACCUUCCCCUGCUGCCUUAGCAAAGAGCAAAGGAAAUCAAGAAGUAACUGACACUAAAGGAAGUCAUGCAAUCCCCUCAUCCUUCACUAUCGAUCCUCGGUACGAAGACUCGUACAAUGAUCCAGCUCUCCUGCCAUACUUGGAGCAGUUGAAAGGCCUGGACGCCGAUUCUCCAGACGAGGAGAUCAUGGAGCGCCUGCGCCUCAUCCUGUCGCAAGUUCCAGAAGACGAUGACGUCGGCAUCAUUCCGUGUCAAUUUUGCCAUUCGCUGCUGCCGUUUGAUGAGUUCGAGGUCGUUCUACACCAGACCGGAUGCGGACGAGAAGUGUUCCUCGGGGCUGAAUACGGAGAUCUUUGGAUACAAUGUCGAAGUUGCUCCUUCUCGUUUCCACUCCAGGAGAUCCAGGAACACGAAGACACUUGCCGAAAUGAUGCGCAGAGGAAGGAAGACUUGCCUGUCCGGAAAGCUGAGUAUGACAAUUGCGACGUGGAGAAUCAAUACUUCUCCUCAGAUCAGUAUCCAUAA